CGCGGCCCCGGGCGCUCACUCCGCCACCCGCGCUGCUCCUGUAGCGAUGGCUCGCUUCGUGGCAGUGGUCCUGCUCGGGCUGCUCUCGCUGUGUGGCCUGGACGCCAUCCAGCGCCCUCCGAAGGUUCAGGUUUACUCGCGACACCCAGCGGAAAAUGGGAAGCCAAAUUACCUCAACUGCUAUGUGUCUGGGUUCCAUCCACCCCAGAUUGAGAUUGAUUUGCUCAAGAAUGGGGAGAAGAUGAAAGUGGAGCAGUCAGACCUGUCUUUCAGCAAGGACUGGUCCUUCUACCUUCUGGUCCAUACUGAGUUCACCCCCAACGGAGUGGAUGAAUAUAGCUGCCGCGUGAAACACGUUACUCUCAGCGAGCCCAAGAUAGUCAAGUGGGAUCGAGACCACUAAGCAGCAUCAUGGAGGUUUGGGGAUACCUCAGUUUGGACUGGACUAAUUCCAAAUUCUGUUUUCUUGCUUUUUAAUACUGAUAUGCUUUUACGCUUCUUGCACAUAAAUCAGAAGUUAUAUGGAUGUUACCACAAAUAUCAUCUUCUGUAUAAUUCUUCUUUGUGCACUACGUUUCCAUGUUUGAGCUGUCUUGGCAGGUAGCUGUCAUGGGGGCUCUGGCAGUUUAGAUUAGGGGAGGAAAGAACUCUCAUGUUCAACAUUAACAUCUUGCGCAAAUAUAAAGUCUUCAGUGUCUUUUGCACACAGAACUAGGUAGUAAGAUAGUUAUGCAUGUUUAUAGUUACCUCCAAUUUGUAAUUUUUCUUAUAAUUUCAUAAAAGUUUUUGAAAGAUAAUUGUCAGGAUUAUUGGAAAUUUGUUAUACUGGAUGACAUUUUAUCAUAUAAAAUCAUAUUUACUUCUUACAUCUGUUAGAAUGAGACAUGGUUGUGCCCGUUUUCUGUUUUAAUUUGUUUCACCAAUUAAAGAACUAGUAAAACUUGA
This is a messenger RNA of Hippopotamus amphibius kiboko, 945 nucleotides long. RefSeq names its product beta-2-microglobulin (gene B2M). Gene Ontology annotation, cellular component: MHC class II protein complex; MHC class I protein complex. The record is from RefSeq and is a predicted model, not a curated record. The transcript has 4 exons. The coding region runs from base 47 to 403 and encodes 118 amino acids. NCBI's taxonomy places the organism in Eukaryota, Metazoa, Chordata, Mammalia, Artiodactyla, Hippopotamidae. Gene Ontology annotation, biological process: immune response; peptide antigen assembly with MHC class II protein complex; immunoglobulin production involved in immunoglobulin-mediated immune response. Gene Ontology annotation, molecular function: MHC class II protein complex binding.